CCUACAUCACGAACCUCAAUGCGCCGACAACAACCAUGGCUAUAAAUGCGUCGGCACAUCACUACUCGACCGAGCCAGACAUUCGGCUUGAGGACUAUCUAGACGACAAGCUCCAGUCCACCACCGACCUCGAAAGCCUCGAUAGCUUACUAGCAAGCGUCGAAGUCCAACGUAACCAGCUCCAGACGCAACUCGACGAUGCCACCAAAGAGCUCGAAGAUGCUCGACGCGCCGCCCAAGAUCGACAAGGAGGGCUUACAUGGUCGAUCGAAGAGUUCCACAAGCUACAAGAAAGCAUUGACAUGCGUUUGAAGAUAGUUGCCGAGUCUAACGCACCCGAUGAAGCAAUACGACGUCUCGAACAACCUAUGAAGCAGCUGCAUAAAGUCGAACUUGCCUACCAAUAUGUGUCGCUGUUGCAAGAUGUUGAGAACCUACGAUUGGAAGCCCGAUCUCACCUACCCCAGAGCCCGAAAGCAGCAUUACAACCUUACUCGACACUCAAGAAGCUAGGUGUACGGUUAAGAGAGCUACAAGCUAGAGCAGACGAGGCGGCUACGCAUUUAGUGGAUUAUGUCGAAAAGGUGACAGAAGAUCUAUGGAAUGAGAUGAAAGACACUAUGUCCAAAGAGCUGGAAAAUAUUCUACAGAAGCGCAAUUGGCCACAGGGAGUUGAUACGGGCGCCGAAAUGGACGAUGAGUGGCUGCAAUGCUUCGAGAAGUUGAUCGAUCUCCAAGUACCCGAGGUUCUCCUAUCCGAGAAGGUCGUGACAUUGCUGCCUUUCGAAGUCAUGGCAAAACCCUUCGUCCAGUGGUUUCGAUUCCAAUUUAUGAGCAACAACGCGACCAGCGGUCCUCAGUCAUUUGGGACAUUUUGCAUCCCCCAAUUUCUAUCGCUCGUUGAUAAAUGGGAAAGCUUCUUUAGAGAAAACGUAGGCUAUGUACUAGCAUCUCGAUUCCACGAAACAAAAGUACGGGAUUUAUCGGCGUACAUGGAUCCGGCCUGUGCCCUCGUCACAGCGUUGUUACCCGUGAUGAGCGAGAAGAUUAAUACUAUGGUCCAGCAUGGGCUAAAGAAUCCGCAAUUUUUCAGCAGCCUCAUGGUUCAACUUAUGGAUCUUGAUGACGAGAUUCGCUCUAGAUUCGAUUAUGACGGCGGUGACUCGGAUCAGGGCUGGGCUGGAUUAACAUCUCAAGUACUGGAGAAACAUUUUGAAGAUUGGUUCAAGGCGGAAAAAGACUUUGCUCUUGAGCGUUACCACGCCAUUACGAAUUCACUCGACGCUCGCAACAUUGACUACGACUACAGCGGCAACGGUAAAAUGAAGCCCACCUUCGGUGCAGUGAGAGUAACGGAUUUACUGAAAUCCGUCACGUCCCAAUAUGAGCGAGUUCGGAGAUUCUCCCAUAAACUCCGAUUCCUUAUUGAUAUCCAACUUGAAAUCUUGGAUGAUUAUCACGAUCGCUUUAAAGAUUCUUUAGAUACUUAUUACACGAUUACUUCUACUCUGGGCCGCACUCUUCACGGUUUGACCAAGGAACAAGCUGUGGCUCUAGAAGGAACAGGCGCGUUUGAGACUCUAUGCAAGGUAUUGGGUAGUUCCGAUCAUAUUAUUGCCACAUUGAAGGAUUGGAGUAAUGAAGAGUUCUUCGUUAGCUUGUGGGAGCAACUUCAGACAAGGGCUAGACGAACCAACGGUGAUGGUAAUAUCGCUAGCGGGAUGAGUUAUGAGGAUGUUAAAGACAAGACCUCGGCUGAUGUUGGUUCCGACGGCGAUGGUGGCAUUUUGUUUGACGAGACGAUCGCGGCGUAUACUCGCCGUCGCAAGACUGCCGAAGAAUAUCUGGUCACAGCCUUGGUUGAUUCGCACCAAAAAGCAUUUCGCCCAUACAUCGCAAAGGCUCAAUGGGUCACUAUUAGCGAUAACACACAUGUUGAAACCUCCCAACUUUCGGUGACUCCCGAAUUGGAUGAACCUUUAACGAUACUCAAGCGAAACCUCGCUUUCCUCGCUACCACUCUAAGUACUGCAGUUUAUCGCCGAGUAUGGCGCGAAUCGCUUGAAAAGCUGCAAGAUAUGCUUUGGACGAAUGUACUCUUGACGCAGAGUUUUACAACACUCGGAGCGGCCCAAUUUGCAAGAGAUUUAGAAGCUAUCGGUUCCCUCAUAGACCGAAACAUUCCGGAUGGUUCAAUAGCACUGGGCACAUUACAGGACGGCAUACAACUACUAAACUUGCCACUAGAAGCCGAGAAUGGAGGAGUAACUCUCCAACAAGCAAGCGACCGUGUAUUCACAGAUAACGCCGAAGCCAAGAAACUGUUAGCAGAGCUAGGGUUGGAAUCGCUUACCCCGGUUGUUGCUCGAAAGAUUCUACAGAGGCGAGUCGAAAAUAGUGAAUAAAAAUCUUCGAAUUUUUGCCUACCCUACAAUAGGCACCUAAAUCUAUUGCAAUUUGCGCCAACCCACAUUUGAUGUGUUGAAUUGCUCCUCGAUCUAUCAACCACAAUAGUCCUAUCCCCAUAGUCCCCCUAUUUGAUCUCAAGCAUCUUUGGUUGAAACCCAACAACGCCUUUAUAUCUUCCGUAUAUCAUCACCCAUUCGUAUUUACUUUCCCACCCUCAUCCAUAAACCCUUCACUUUUCCCCUUAACUAAUAGCACGCAUCGUAGCCUCAACAACAGCAAACGUCCCCGCAC
Hypoxylon trugodes is the source of this 2700-nucleotide messenger RNA. RefSeq names its product TIP-1 family-domain-containing protein. Gene Ontology annotation, biological process: retrograde vesicle-mediated transport, Golgi to endoplasmic reticulum; regulation of ER to Golgi vesicle-mediated transport; endoplasmic reticulum to Golgi vesicle-mediated transport. The coding region runs from base 36 to 2405 and encodes 789 amino acids. Lineage: Eukaryota; Fungi; Ascomycota; Sordariomycetes; Xylariales; Hypoxylaceae. The transcript has 4 exons. Gene Ontology annotation, cellular component: Dsl1/NZR complex. The record is from RefSeq and is a predicted model, not a curated record.